This is a messenger RNA of Photinus pyralis (common eastern firefly), 1038 nucleotides long. RefSeq names its product apolipoprotein D-like. NCBI's taxonomy places the organism in Eukaryota, Metazoa, Arthropoda, Insecta, Coleoptera, Lampyridae. The coding region runs from base 113 to 970 and encodes 285 amino acids. Gene Ontology annotation, molecular function: pigment binding. The record is from RefSeq and is a predicted model, not a curated record. The transcript has 4 exons.
UAGUGUUGGUGAAAUAAUGUGCGCCACUCUAAGAUGACCUUUGGUUGAGUUGAACUCGUAUAUAAGAUUAACGUAAACAGAUUACUCAGUCAGUCGCUGGACGGGAAAGAGAAUGUUGAAAGAAGCGUUGAUAGUGCUUUUCUGCGUUGCGGUGCGAGUGAAUGGGCACUCGUACGGAUUGGGCUCGUGCCCGGUCAUGUCUCCAAUGUCCGAUUUUAACAUGAACGGGAUGCUUGGCGUUUGGUACGUAAUCCAAAAGACGUCGACGGCAAGCACGUGCAUCACCUACAACUUCACCAAGCUACCCGAACCGUACGAGUACAACCUGGAGCAAGUGAGCCAACACUUCAUCUUGGGGUUAACGCCCCUAAAGCACGAAUACAAAUAUCAGGGGCACCUAACAGUACCCGACAACGCGAUUCCGUCGAAGAUGAAAGUAAAAUUCACUCUGAAUCCACUCGGAAAGGCAAGUUUCACGAUCUUCAUGACCGAUUACAGUACGUACGCCGCUCUGUAUACGUGUCAAGGUUUGGGCAUAGGUCACCGCGAUUCCGUAACGAUCCUUUCGCGAACUCGCACUCUGGAUCAGAUGUUCAUCGAUAAGAUCAGAUCGAGACUGAUCGCUCACAACAUCAAUCCGUUCGAGAUGUCGAUCAUCUCGCAGCAGAACUGCCCCAAGCAGCCCGGCGGUGUUAACAUCAACAUUAACGACGAGACGAUAUCGACGAAGGCCGUCGCCGAGGUGGUACGCAAGGCCGGCGAGAAGAUCGGCGACGGCAUCGAGUACGCGGUCCAGGGCGCGAAGCGCGUCUACUCGCAUCUGUCGCACGACGAGGAAGGUGUCGGUGGUAAAAUCAAGGAUGGCGCCGAGUACAUUCCUGGAGGUGCUCGAAACGUUUACGGGAAUUUUGAGGAUAAAAGGGAGCGUUUGGAGAAGGAGGAGGAGGGAGUUAGUCAGUGGAUGCCUUAGCUGUGUUUGUUCCUUUUAGUUUAGUGCCAUUACAUUGUGAUUUUGUUUAAUAAAUUAGUGAUCUUCUA